Molecule: messenger RNA, 5104 nt
Organism: Mizuhopecten yessoensis (Yesso scallop)
Lineage: Eukaryota; Metazoa; Mollusca; Bivalvia; Pectinida; Pectinidae
Exons: 2
Coding region: 450-1193 (247 amino acids)
Source: RefSeq, a predicted model, not a curated record
UGUUUUGCAUGCUUGUUUUGUAUCAGUGUUGUGUUAGCCCAGUAUUUAACCCUAAUGUCCCUAACUAUAUAACGUGUCUUUAACAUAUUCUGUAGCAAGACUUUGUUCCAAUGUGGUGAAAAGUUAGUUAUAAGGUUUAAUUUUGUAGUAAGUGAAAUUGAAUUAAUUCACAUCCAAAAUAUCAAAAGAAAACACUUGGACAUAAAGAUAAAUUAUUAGAGUAAUUUUGAAUCAUCACAGUUAGUGGUUAAAUUAAAACAUAUUUAGAUGUCAUUAAACAAUGACUGAGAGACUUUCUAUAGUAUUGGCAGAUCUAAACAAACCGAAAAAUAAGUUACCAUAAUUGAGUAAUUAUUUGUAUGUUGACAUGAUCAGUAAAUGGUUAGUUUGGAACAGUUACAAUUCCCCUUUCUUUGUCUCCAGCUAUAUCUGAAGAAGGUUUUUAUGAGAUGCAUGCUCAGAGAGAGGGUGUACAUGAACCCAGUCAUACACCAGAGCAUUCACCAGAGAUGGACCCAAAAUAUCUGCUGUGCCCACGGCGCGAUGAUGACGAGGAUGGCGACUCGACUUGCUCACGCCUUAUGGCCGCCUCUACUAUAUCAGCCCCUGAAGUGUCAUUAGCUCCCUCCCCUGGUAACAUUGGCAAGAGACCAAAAUCACUAGAAGACAAUUUAAAUGAAAGCAGUUCCACAGAGCCUCCACCUAAGGGAAGCCUUAGCAGAUUUAAUUCUGUCAAGCGCAAACAGUUGGAACGAUUACGUCAGAGAUCUGAUUGGUUCCUUGGACCUGCUAAUGGCCAGAAAUCGAGUAAUGGCCAAAAGUCUGGCCACUCAGGGACCUCAUUCCCACAAUACACCCGUGAACAUGAAAGACUUGUGGCAAAAAGUUCAGGGAAUUCCGUAACUAAGGCAUCUUCUGAAGGAGCUGCGCUUGAUGUCAUGUCGUCUGAUGUAGACAGUGUGUUUUCCGAAGAUAGUCGUAGUGAAUCGCCUGCAUCAGAGCCAAUACGGACUCCGCCCAUUAGGGUUACGCGUGACAUCAUCCACAGUGACACUAUAGUGGAUACACCCAUGAUGGACAUGAGUGCGAGUCGUGAGUCGCAGGACCUCAACAUGGACGAGGAUGAGGAGAUGGUGGAUAGCGAGGUGUGCUACUUUGUGGUAGAGCACAAGUAUGGACACACUGAGUCCUAGCGCUCAACUACAUUCAUAGUGUUCACAGUUGAUUCCUUCUAAUAUAUUAUUAGUUAUUAUUAUUGUAUCAUAGGGAAGGCUUUGACGUUUUUUUCCAGACUUAAGUGUAAGUUUUUUCCCUUUUUAAGAUUCUCGCCAUUUAAGACUGUAAACAUUUAUUUAAUGUACUCAAGAGAUUAUGCUGACCCGUGAGUAUAACAGUUUUUUAAGAGACAUAAUAUUGUAACUUUUAUUAUGAUGGGAUUUUGUUUUCUCUAUGUAAUACCUAGUGCGUUCAACAAUUUUAUCUGACAGACAUGUUUUUACUGUUUUACAUUUUAAAUGACAGAGUGGGAAGGUGUCCGGACCAUAGCGUAAUGAUAUCAUACACUAUAUUACACGAUCUAACAUUUUACCUUAUAUUUAUCGUGUUGCAAAUUCUUUUGCUUUUUACUUUGCUGUUUGCAUAAUGUAGAUAGUGUUGCUGUAGCUUAAAAUUCUUCAAAUUCCUUUCCUUCCGAAAGAUUACAACCUCAUAAAUUAUAUAAGUACUUGGUUGUGUUACUAGUUCUAACUAGACGUUUUGGUUCAGAGGAGCAGUCAGUGUUGUUUGUGGGAGAAAAAGUCCUGUUUAAGGUUGAGGCAAUGAUGGACCAGAUAGGAGAAAUACUGAUAGAAGAUUGAACCGAUAAGCAUGGCCUGGGACCACAAAACAACAUCAAUUUUCUUUAUAUAAAAAUGUUUUAAUAUUUGAUAUUUACCGCACAUUCUCAUGUUUCAACACCUUAAACAGUUAGCUCCCCUGAAACAGAAUUCUCCUUUCCUGAAAACACUGACUGAAAGAUCUCAACAAGUGCAAUAUAUGCCUAAAAUCAUUUGAAAUGUGUUUUAGAAAGUCCCUUGUGUUAUGAAUAUACAUCCAUGUACAUUUAUUUUAAAAAGCUUUUUUUAGUAUACAUUUCUUUCUGUGUUCUAGAAAAAAUUAGACUGUUGUCUUCAAGUUCGGCAGCUUAUGAUUCUCAGCAUAAAAUCAGUUUAUCCAUUUCUUUAUUAAUAUUUUUUCUGUAAUAGGGAAAAUACAAAAUUUUUGUAGCUGAUUAUGAAAAUAAGUUUGAUUUUCACAAAGAAAUUGAAACAUGCCUGAGAAACUACAACAUCGACUGCAGACAUCAUUUAGUGAUAUAAUGGAUACCAAAAUCAAUUCAAGUGUUCUACUCCGUGGAGAUAUCUAGAGACCUAGUAAAGCUUAGUCAAUGUAGUUACAGUUCUAGGUUGUUUACGCCGGAAUCUGGAAACAUUGUAUUCAUGUGGGGUAAAUGCAAUGACAUUUGUACAGGUGUAGAUACUGUACACAAUCCUUACCUAUACUGUAGUGAAACACUUCUCCAGGUAUUUAGUUUGAAAACAAUUUUGUUCAAAAUCAUUUAACCCUUUCACCCCUCUGUAACUUAAAUAGACUCUACCAUGCAUCAAAAUGGAUGAGCCCAUUAUGGUCUAGAGUGGUGAAAGGGUUAAGAAACUGUUAACUCAACCAUAAUUUUCUGGAAAAUUUAGUCAUAGAUUUUAUUUGAAAAGGCUCAAAUCAAAUUGAAACUUUGAUAGUUUCUUAGUCAUAAAUUACAAGUCAUUCUUCAUUGAACAAAAUCACAUCUUGCCAUGAUCAGUUUAAUCAUGAAAAACAGUUGUUUUUGGAAACAUCCAAUGAAUUUUUAUUUUGUUUACUUUUAAUUCCAAUUAUAUUUUAAAUGUUCAAAACACUAAGUCACAUACCAUAUUCAACAUAACUAGUGCUCCAGUAUUUGAAAAAAAAGUUGUUAAAUUUGCUUAUUUCUCACUAAAAUUUUGUUGGGACAUUCAACAAUAUUCACUCUGAAAAAAGUUUCGAAACACUUAUCUGCCUAGCAGUAAUUUAAUUUUCAAUAUUAAUUCAAUGUGAAAGACAACCCAUCAGACAACAUAUGAAUAAUACUGGUCUAGUGGGGGAGGGGAACUUAGUCAAAGCAGGGGCGCUAAUUACAUGUAAUAUGGUAUCAUUUUUUAAAUUUUUAUCUAAGCUAACACAUAGAUGCAAUAAAUAUGUAGAUGUAUUUUGCUAUUAUUUUUUGUUUUGUUAUAUGCAGCUUGAUCAAGUCUUGCUGUUAGUUUUGUUUAACCCUAUAAGUUUAUGUUGUAUUGUUUAUAGAUACUGCAAAUUAGGACUCUAUCAUUGUUUUUGCUGUCAUACUUUUUUUUAAUAAAUAAACAUUGUAGAAACAUACCUUAAUGUGACAAGUAUAAUAUCAUUUGCUUAGACAUAUGAUGACCAAAAUUCAAACGUUCAGUAUUGUUUAAACACACUUUUCAAAACUUUCAUGUGGUAUACUGUAUAUUGGGUUGUUUAUGUGUAAUGCAAAGAAUUAAAAUUUCUGCAUUUACACUUUCACUGUUUUAUCCCCAUACUAUUGCUGUUAGGUCAGCGUGUGGUAUUUUUGAUGUGUGAUUAAAAGUUUGCACAAUUGUUUUGCAAUUUUUCACCAAGUUAAUAAAGUGAAAUUUGACACUUGCAAAAUUACUUGAUAUACAAUAUUUCCUAAUUUGCAGUACCUAAUCCAGAAAACUAGUCAGCGUGUAGCUUAUGUAGAUAACUCCACUCCAUGUCAUCCACCCUUAGCUGAUUGUUUGGGGACUUUAGAAGUUUUUAGUACUUAUGGAUACCUCCUGCAGCACCUGUAAGAAAAAAUACCUGGCUAAAAUGAACUUAUUUGAACAGCUUGUCAUGAGAGAUUUUAUAUAUAAAAAUCAAAAUGAAAUGACACAGACCCUGCAGUUAUUAUGAUUUUAUGUUACUGUUGAUGUAUAUUGUACUGGAUAUUAAGAUUUGCCUGUAAGCUUGUAGUCAAACGUUGAGAAUCAGAUAUCUGAUUUAUUUUGUCUUUUGAUCUUAGUUAAACAAAAUAGGAAAUCAUUCUCGUAGCUGCAUGUGAAGAUAAAGCCUUUUAUUUGAACAAAGUUUUAUCAAAAUCAAUUAGAUAUAUUCUGGUACAGUGAUCAGAUUUGUCAGAAGUGUAAAAUGUAACUCAAUCUUAGGAGGUAGAUUUUGUUGAAUAAGAGGCCAUGAUAUGUGAUAUCGUCUGUUUACUUGCUUGCUUUGGUUGCUGAGUAGUUGUACUCUGAGCAAAUAAUCGUAUAAUGUUGUAAUCUGUCUCAGUAUAAUUUACGAUGUGGCAGGGAAAUCAUGAUGUAUAGCAAGUCCCCUUAAUUAUUUUGUCUAAUUUUAUCUUUGAUGUAUUGUCACUCUUGUUCAAAUUUUUACUAUAUACUUAAAGAUUUCAUUACAAAUAUUCAUUUUAUCAAUACAAUUUAAAAAGGAAGCUUUCAAUGUGAAUGGAAGCGUAUGUUAAAAUGUAAAAGGAUACAUUUUUUCAUUAGGUUGAUAUAUGUUUCAUACAAUUGUCUGUCGUAAAUGAAUGUUUUAAGAGAAUAUAUUUGUUUUUUAUUCAGUAUUCAGUUGACACAGUGUCUCUUUGUAACCCACAUAUAUAAACAUACAUCUUCAGUUGAUUGUAGAGCGUACUACAGAUACCCUACUCUAUGUCCUAUACAGCUCUACUACAGCUUAUUACAGAACCUACACCCUUACACAUCAGGCUAGAACAGGCUACAUACAUGCACACCUUAAAUUUAUUUUAUAUAAAAUACUAAUUGUAUACUUUUCCAGUUUGAUAUUUUUUAGAAAAGCUACACCCAAACAGAAGAUUCUAGAAUGGGUACUGGUUGUUGGACUCUCCAACACUGGCACUCUUAUAGCCUAUUUCGGCAGCAUUCAAGCCUGUACAGUCUCUUGGUGUGGUGAGGUCACUUUCAUGUAAAUUUUGUGUUGCUUCACGCAGUUUUAGUAGUAACGCAAAACCUGAAUAUUGCUGUCACACUGCGGGGUCAUCGCUUACAGUUAU